Pangasianodon hypophthalmus (striped catfish) is the source of this 972-nucleotide messenger RNA. RefSeq names its product fATP synthase c subunit lysine N-methyltransferase (gene atpsckmt). Bases 162 to 833 code for a protein of 223 amino acids. The record is from RefSeq and is a predicted model, not a curated record. The transcript is spliced from 4 exons. Gene Ontology annotation, biological process: peptidyl-lysine trimethylation; regulation of mitochondrial ATP synthesis coupled proton transport; positive regulation of proton-transporting ATP synthase activity, rotational mechanism. Gene Ontology annotation, cellular component: mitochondrion. Lineage: Eukaryota; Metazoa; Chordata; Actinopteri; Siluriformes; Pangasiidae. Gene Ontology annotation, molecular function: protein-lysine N-methyltransferase activity.
UGUGUAUGAUAUGUUGCUGUAAGAUCUGAACCCAAAUGGCUUACUGCUGCCUAUGUAGGUGCACUACAUCAGGUACGCAGUAACGGCACAUACAGCCCAUUUAGUGCACUUUAAGAAGCCAUUUGGGAGUUAGCCACUGGCUCGAACAGAGGUCAUCUGCAAUGUGUGAUUUAGGGCUAGAGCUUGAAAAGGGGGCAGCUCAGGAAGAAUCCAGCAGCAGGAGCAUUAAAAAGCGUGUAGGGCUCAUUGCUACUUGUGCACUCGGAGGCUCGCUGGUCGCUUUAUACGCUGGAGCUGGACCUUUCGUUGCUCCGGCGCUCAGGAAGAUUUGCCUCCCGUUCGUCCCUGCUACAAACACUCAGGUCAAAAACGUCCUCAGCGUUCUGCAGUCAAGAUCGGGGACCCUUGUGGACAUUGGAAGUGGUGAUGGACGGAUAGUUAUAGCUGCAGCUAGAGAGGGUUUCAGGUCUGUCGGCAUUGAGCUAAAUCCAUGGUUGGUGUGGUAUUCCCGUUACAAAGCAUGGAGACAAGGGGUUCAUCGCCACACCUCUUUUUAUAUCUCUGACCUGUGGAAGGUCAGUUUUUCACAGUACUCUAAUGUCGUCAUAUUUGGAGUUCCACAAAUGAUGGAGCAGCUGGAAGCCAAGCUUCAGGCGGAGCUCGAGUCCCCAGCUCGAGUGGUGGCCUGCCGUUUCCCCUUCCCCACAUGGACUCCCGAUCACGUGACCGGAGAGGGAAUUGACACCGUGUGGGUAUACGAUGCCAAGACUUUCAAAUCUCACACAACAACAGCAAAGCUGCUGAACAACAGUGAGGACAAGAAUCAUCUAUGAUGAAGUCAAAUUAAAUUAAAAAGACUGUACUUAUGCAACUGUUUUAUGCUAACUGGUUAUUGAGAUGUAUUGUUUAUCCUGGUUUUAAUUUCAAACCUUCUACAGUAACAAAUGUAAUAAAAAUACAUCUUUCUUGUCA